ACCAACGAAAGGUUAUAUGGGUUACCAGACUCGCACCACCAACGAAAGCAUUUCUUCCUCCCACUCUUCCUUCUUCCCUUCUUUCUCUGCACUUUCUCCAGCAAAACACACCUGGGGUACUGCAAAUCCAUCAGAUCGAUGUUGUAUUCUGUCUGGGCACCUACAACUUUCACACCCUACCAAAGAAUCCCUGAUUUUGGAAGAAAACGUCCAAUAUACACAAAGUUCCGUGUGUCUGCUUCGAUACCUGAUACUGAUGGACCUAAGAAGGAGUACACUCCGUGGUUGAUUGUCGGAUUAGGGAACCCUGGAAACAAAUAUCACGGAACUAGGCACAAUGUUGGUUUUGAAAUGAUUGAUUCGAUCUCUCAAAAAGAAGGGAUAAAGCUAAAUACUAUACAAUCUAGGGCUUUAAUUGGAAUAGGGUCAAUUGGAGAGGUGCCGAUUUUGUUGGCAAAACCUCAGACCUACAUGAAUUUUAGUGGUGAAGCGGUUGGACCACUCGCUGCCUACUAUCAAGUACCUUUGCGCCAUAUACUUUUGGUUUAUGAUGAGAUGAGCUUACCCAAUGGCGUUAUGAGGCUUCAGCCAAAAGGAGGGCAUGGUCAUCAUAACGGGCUCAAAAGCGUUAUGGACCAUUUGGAUAGCUGUCGUGAGUUUCCCCGACUGUGCAUAGGGAUUGGCAAUCCUCCUGGCACCAUGGACCAGAGAGCUUUUCUGCUUCAAAAGUUCAGUAUCGAGGAGCGGAAGCAGGUAAAUGCUGCACUUGAACAAGGGGUAGAAGCAGUGAGGACCCUUGUCAUGAAAGGUUUCGAUGAUGGCAUCACCAGAUUCAAUUUGGGGCAGAAAUACAAGUAUCACAAGGUUGACCUCCAACCGAAGCGUAACACAGCGCGCAAUGUAAAGAGUGAGAUGUCUACCAGAAACUGAACAGAAUUAUUGUAUUUUGAACUAAUUGUACCAAGUCCAAGCCCAUUCAUUACUAGCAAGGACAUAAGGACAUAAUACCAGUAGGAAUCUCUAUAAAAUCUCAAGUAGCAUCUAUUUCUGCACAAACUCUUGCCUAACCCAUUCCAGAUGACCAAUAAAACUUGCAAUUGCUUCCAA
Molecule: messenger RNA, 1107 nt
Organism: Papaver somniferum (opium poppy)
Lineage: Eukaryota; Viridiplantae; Streptophyta; Magnoliopsida; Ranunculales; Papaveraceae
Product: chloroplastic group IIB intron splicing facilitator CRS2-B, chloroplastic-like
Exons: 9
Coding region: 139-930 (263 amino acids)
Molecular function (GO): peptidyl-tRNA hydrolase activity
Source: RefSeq, a predicted model, not a curated record